CCUCGGGACUGUUCAUUAGUAGAUAAGAUUAUCUUGAAAAUCAAAAGAUUAUUUCAAGAUUAACAGCCUGCAAGUACAUAAUUUUGUGAAUGCUGUAGUGGUUUUAGAUCCCAAUGACAUGUUAAGCAGCUGAAUACAUCAUGUAUUUAAAAGAAUAUAGAAUAUGCAUGCCAUUGUCAGUUGAAGAGUAUAAAAUUGGUCAGCUGUAUAUGAUUGCAAAGCACAGUCAUGAACAAAGUGAACAUGGAGAAGGUGUAGAAGUGGUUAAGAAUGAAGAAUGUGACCACGCCAAACAUGGGAAGGGAAGAUUUACAGAGAAAAGGGUUUAUUUGUCCAGCCGAUUGCCUAGCUGGAUCAGAAGUAUGAUCCCCAACAUAUUCUACAUCACAGAGAAAGCAUGGAAUUAUUACCCUUAUACAGAAACAGAAUACACAUGUUCAUUUGUACCACUAUUUAAAGUAUAUAUAGAAACAAGAUACGAAAAUAAUAAUGGAUCAAGUGAAAAUUGCGUAGGUUUAUCUGAUGAAGAUUUAGAAGUCAGAGAAGUAGAACAUAUAGAUAUAGCUUUAGAAGACAUUCCAGAGAAAAAUUUUAAGAAAGAAGAGGAUCUAAAAACCUUCAAGUCUACAAAAACAGACAGAGGACCAUUGCAGAAAGGAUGGAAGGAUACUAGCAAACCAAUAAUGUGUUCGUAUAAAGCUGUUAAAGUUUAUUUUGAAAUGUGGGGAAUGCAAACAAAAGUUGAGCAGUUUGGACAAAGGUCAAUAAGGGAUAUAUUAGUACUUGGACACAAGCAGGCAUUUGCAUGGAUUGAUGAAUGGAUAGAUAUGUCCAUGGAAGACUUGAGAAAGUAUGAAACUGAGACAAAUGAAAAGACAAAUGCUAAAGUUCUCAAUCAAUGAUAUUUAGAUUUAGUUUGUUAUAAUGCAAUUACAGACCUCGGAAGUAUUAAAUUCCUAUUUGUGUGUAACACUGUUCUAUAAUGUUGUUUAAUAUUGAGGAUUUUUUUAUUUGUCUAUAUUGGUUUAUCUUUCAGAAAGAGUGCUGAAUAUUCAAAUCCAUUCAUUACAAGCCUUUAACCAAGAAAUAAUACCACAGAUGCAAUUAUCAUAAUUUUUUUUUAAUUUUUACAUACUUUUAUAAUGCAUGUGUACAUGUAAAAACUGAAAAUUAAAAUCAAAAUUAUUCAAAACCUAAAUUCAAAACAAAACUAGAUGUACUGUGUAAAGCUUGCAGAUUUUCUUGUGCUCCAACACAUUAUAAAUUUUAAUAAAUGGCUAUCUAUGCAUCAUAUAAAAAACCUCCAAAACCAUUGUGAUAAAAUAAAAUUAUAGGCUGUGCCAAAUGGCAUCAUAAACUAUAAUUUUGUAAUUUUCUUCUUCCUUGGAAAUCCAGUCGUCUUCUAUGUAGAUUGGAAGGUCUUCAGGAAAGAGAAUAUGAAAAUUAUGAAUAAAUAGGAAAUGUAAUUGCAAUAUGCAAUGAAAUUCUACAAAAAACAUUGAAAUCCAUUCUCUGAUUAAAGGGGAGAUAGGGGAGAUAACAAUAGGAAUUGUUUUAAGGGGAGAUAUCAAUAGGAAUUGUUUUAAGGGGAGAUAACAAUAGGAAUAUCUAUUCCUGGUAUAUUAAAAUAGCUAUGUAUUAAUUUGAACUUGCUGAAGUUAAUUAGAUACAAGAUGUAGCAUGUGACACUUCUCUCCAUUUUUAUACCAAGGGCUCUUAGGCAAAAAUUUUGCACUUGCAUCUUUUUCAAAGAAUGAGACAAAAGGGAGAAUACAAGCUAUGUAUCUGAAAAGAUGUCACAAAGUUAGACUUACUAACAAUGACCAACAGAAGCUUGGUACUGAAUAACACAAAAGUGCUCUUGUGUCUUAUGAGAAUGCAAAUUUCCAAAAGGAUUCACAGACAGACUAAAGGAUAAUAGUAAACUAGAUAUAAAAAUGGUGCACAUUGUUUUUUUUUUUGUAAAAACAAUAAUGAACUGCCACACCUCACAAUGUUUGUCAUAAUGAUUUUUUUCUGCAAUAUGUCUGACAUUUGUUAAACUUCCCACUGCAAUAUGCAAUAGAUGUUAUAAAAUAUGUUUUAAAUGAAUUGAUAUCUGAAAAAAAAAAACCUGAAAUUAAACUUAUCUUUAGAAAAUAGUAACCCACCAUAAUUUAUCAGAUUAAAUGUUCCAUAUUUAGAUAGGGGGUACAUGUAAAUACUUUUUAUUGUCGUUGAUUGCAAAAUGGGUCAACUUGAAUGAUACAGAUACAUUAUUUUCUAUAUCUUCUAUACUAUAGUGACUAUAGAUAUGAUAUAGAUAAUAUAUAUUAUACCAUGUAUGAGAUACAGAAAGUAUAUACUCUUCUUCUGUAGGUAAUAUGUAUUCUGUUGUUUUACUGUAGAUUUAUGAGAUAUUCAGAUAAUAUAUGUUCUACUGUAACUAAGAUACAGAUGAGUCUUAUGCAUGUUACUUUUUCAUUGUGAUUGUAUUGUUUAUCUGUUAAUGUCUUGUUCUACUGUAGAUAUUAAUGAUAUUCAGAUAAUAUAUGUUCUACUGUAACUAAGAUACAGAUGAGUCUUAUUUUUUUAUUGUGAUUGUAAUGUCUUGUUAUUCCAGUAUGUGUAUUUGCUCAUGUCUAUUGUUGUUCUGUAAUUAAACAUUGUGUAGGACUCAUGUACUAAGAUCAAUUAGGUGUCUUUUGUAAAUUUAUGUAUCAUAAGAAAUCUUUCUUUUUUCAUUUUUUUUCUAUAAUAUAAAAAUUGAAAUUAUCCAUUUUAUUCCUAUUGUACACUGGUUAUAAACCUGUGUAUUAUAAGGAAUAGAAUUAAAGUCAUAUAAGUGCUGAUAUACAUUUUGAGCUUCAGUCAGACCAUUUUUAAAAUUGAUUUCAAUUGUAAAUAAAUGAAGCAACUUUUUUUUAGCAAUAUCAAAAGUCUAUAAAUUAAAAAAAAACUCUGAAAACUUUCUCUUUUUUUGAGAACUAUUAAGUUAUGAUGUGUAUAUUUUAUCUUUUUUUAUUAUAACUUUCGUUUCAUUUAUCUUGGGAACUUCUGUUUACCUCUUCUUUAACCAACUGACCACACUGUAGAUUUAACCAUCAUAUUUUUAUAGCAAACUUUCAAAGGGAUUACAAACCUGUGUUUGUAGAAACUUUUAACAUUGUUAAAACCUUUCAUGUUUGUAUAUUAAAUGUCACUCUCAGAAUUUUUCUUAUUUUCUAUUAUUUAUACAACCUACUUCAUUUAUGAUAGUGUUUUAUUUUUAUUAUACUCUAGAUUUAUUAUUAUUCAUUUUGCACUAGUUUUCCUGGAUUUUGUUGGAACCUAUGUAUUUAA
This is a messenger RNA of Mytilus trossulus (common blue mussel), 3321 nucleotides long. Its product is annotated as cytoplasmic phosphatidylinositol transfer protein 1-like. Lineage: Eukaryota; Metazoa; Mollusca; Bivalvia; Mytilida; Mytilidae. Gene Ontology annotation, biological process: phospholipid transport. The record is from RefSeq and is a predicted model, not a curated record. The transcript has 10 exons. The coding region runs from base 141 to 902 and encodes 253 amino acids. Gene Ontology annotation, molecular function: phosphatidylinositol transfer activity; phosphatidylinositol binding. Gene Ontology annotation, cellular component: cytoplasm.